GAUUGAUUUUCAUGCGAGUUAUAUUAUAAACCUCAAAUUAUUGUGACCGACUUCAAAAACACACCAAGAAAAAACUCUCAAUCUCUCGUUUCAGCUAUAGCAGCCGCCUCCUCCACUAACUUAAAUCAUCUAGCUCUUCUUAGUCUUCCCAAUCAAAUCUGCUUCUUUCUUCACUGUCACGCUUGCUAUCGAAAACCUCAAGAGUUUUGGGUCCAAUAAGCGCAGCCACAAGAAAAUCAUGGAACCAAUGAUGAGAGCACAAGAAGAAGAAAAAGAAGAAGAAGAAGAAGAAGAAGGUCAUUAUCGGAGUCCACCAUGGCUAAUCCCAAUGCUAAGAGCAAACUACUUCGUUCCGUGUUCGAUCCACGCCGGUUCCAACAAAAGCGAAUGCAACAUGUUCUGUCUUGACUGCACUUCCGAUGCCUUUUGCUCUUACUGUUUGGUCAAUCACAAAAACCAUCGUGUCCUUCAGAUACGUAGAUCAUCAUACCACAACGUUGUGAGGGUAAACGAGAUUCAGAAGUACAUAGACAUAUCUUGUGUUCAGACAUAUAUAAUCAACAGCGCAAGGAUCGUGUUCUUGAACGAACGUCCUCAGCCAAGAAUCGGCAAAGGCGUUACCAAUACUUGUGAAAUAUGUUUCAGAAGCCUUCUUGAUUCUUACCGUUUCUGCUCUCUUGGUUGCAAACUUGGAGGGAUGAAGAGAGGGAAUCAAAGUCUAACAUUCUCUUUCAAAGGGAAGCAUGAGAGAGAGUAUCUAGGUGGGUCGGAAUCUGAUGAGGCGACCACACCAACUAAGAUACGUAAGACGUGUGCUUUCAACCGUCUGAUGAGUGGUCUUCUUAUCUGCACCACCGUUAAGUCAGAUUACUUUUCAGGAGAUCAACGGUGUACGAGCUCCGGUGAUGAAAGCGGUUUUAAUCUUUCUCCGGGAACACCGCCGAUAUAUAAUCACCGGAACUCAAGCAGACGGAAGGGUGUACCACACCGUGCUCCGUUCUGAUAUUAACAAUAAGUACUAUAUAGAAAACCGCCAUACAUAUUACAAAAUGCGGUCAUUAUAUUGUAAAUGGUUAGUAUUUUUUCUUUCUUUUGGAAGCUAGGAAUAGUAGAUAGUUUAAGAUGGCAUUUAUACAUAUUAUUUGUUUAUAAAUGUAUGGUAUAAGUUUAUAGUCCUCAGGAAAUUGAAAUACGUUUUAAUGUAGAUUUUGUUGUAAGCAUCCGUUUGAAAGAUGGUUCGUGGUAUGUUAUUUGUAGCGUAUACGGUGUAAUACUGUGACAAUAAAAUAGCAAGUAUACUGUGGUACACUAUGAUCAUGAUU
This is a messenger RNA of Brassica rapa (field mustard), 1322 nucleotides long. RefSeq lists its product as uncharacterized. Lineage: Eukaryota; Viridiplantae; Streptophyta; Magnoliopsida; Brassicales; Brassicaceae. The record is from RefSeq and is a predicted model, not a curated record.